UGUGAGUACGGAGUAACCCAACAUCUACAUCCACCUUCACCUGCUCGCUUCAGCUUUUCCAUUUUCCGACUUGUCCUGUCUUGUAUCUGCUUGUCGAUUGAGCCCUUGUUUCCCGCCAGAGAUACCCGUGAGCGUUGUUGGCUUCCUUUCUCGUUCAAGUCGACGUCCUCAGUCAAACAGGUGACGAUUGUCUCAAACGGACCCUAUCAACAAAUUCCCAGCCUCACAAUUCUUCGGCGCUCCUAUCCCUAAUCACCUGUUCGCUCGUUCACUCCGGCGAAAUCUGUUUCGGUGUCUGCGAAGCAUUCCUCUCCUUCACCGAUCUCACUCCUACCGCUCCAUCACCAGUAAAUAAUCCUCGCGAAUAAUACCGACACUGCUGCAGGCUUUGUUUACAACCUGCGGGAAGCCUCACCCUAGCCCCUCCUUCACCAACGACCAUGGCAAUACACUGCACCCAGAAGUAAAUAUCUUUACGGUAUAAGAGUGCAUGCGCAAUCAAAUCCGCGCAUGCCCUCAAUGAAUCAGCGCAGUUGAGGUCGCUUCAGAAUGGGCUUUACUAGUCGACGCCCAAUUCUGCCUGCGCCUACCGACUCCGAACUAGGACCAACUGACGAUACUGGACUGGGAACGGACAUUGGUACCGAUCUCUCGCGGCGAAGUGACAAGACCUCAGAUACAAUUCCAGACGACGGGACUCCAAUCACCAUCACUACUGCUCCCAAACACAAAACCACCGGCAAACUCACAAAGACCCGGCAACAAUCCCAGACUUCUUUGCUUAUUGAGUACUUUGAAGCUAGCAAGGCCUCAGAAUCGGGAACGAGACGACCCAGCUUGCGUGUGCGAUACACUCCCUCACAUUCGCGAAAGAAUAAAGAGAAAGGAGAGGGACACAUCUUGGUCACGGAAUCAAAGUCUGCACGGCGCCCUUCGCAGAGUCACCGCAUUGUCCUCGGUGGCAACGAAUCUCUAGUUGAGAACCCCGUCACGAGCAGUAUCAGUUCCUUGGGUCCUGCUGAGGACCUUAUACCUGCUGCACCUGUUGAGGUUGAAGUCCUACACGACAGCCGCAGCGAGCUUUCGGAUUCGACCUCUUCUCCGGGACCAAGAUACUUCGAACCAGAAUCGGAGAUUUCGUCCAUGCCAGCUGAAAGCUCUCUUGGGCCAGAUCAACCUAUCAGCAUGGCACCAUCCAACCAGACCGGAAGCGUCGCAAGGGGUAGCUCUUACGAUGGAGCCACCCUCAAACCACCUGUCAUCCUGGCCGACCGCAAUUCAAGCAAUGAGCGCAUUACGCAGAAGGUGAUCCAAAAGCUCAGCAACAAGCCUAGAGUGUCUGUCGGUGGGAAGCGCCACUCCAGCGGUCAUAGUGGCAGCCGCAGCAGUGUUAGCAGAGAGGCGGAAGCAGGAAACCAUGAAGCACGGAUUCAUGUUACCAAGCCUGUAGACGACGACUCCGUUCCAAGCGCAACCGGUUCUAGCCUUGUCAGUGGUUCUCAUUUGUCUGCCGACCCUCGGCCAGCCGAUCAGCGUUCAAUCCGUUCAGGUGCCUCAAAUGUUUCCAUUACGAAUAACCCGAAACUACUACAAACGGUUGAAGAUGCUAUCAGGCGGCUGAUACUCCCCGAGCUCAAUGAGCUAAGGCGGGAUCAAAAACACUCGCAUCGUUCACGCCAUGACAAAGUGAGCGAUCCCUCUGACAUUUCCUCAAGUACCAUCUCUCGCGAAGACGCAUCACGACGCAAAUCGUCAGGAAGCAAGUCGAAGCGUCGUGUGAGCCGCGACUCCGAGUCGGGGCUGCCUUCAGGAUCCUCCCGGCGCCAUAGACACCACAAGACCGUCGACUACGAUUCGCCAUCCGAGCAAAGCUACGAGCAGUCGGAGUCCAUCGACAGCAACAGCGUUCGUGAUGAGAGGAAGUCACGAAAACAUCGAAGUCAUCGGACCCGCGAUGCUGCUGCAGGGGCGCUCGGUGCCGCAGCCCUCACCACGGCUGCUCUGAAGUCGCAUGACUCUGGCUCGAGUCUGGAAUAUUCCGAGAAUCGCAGAAGGAGAGAAAGCAAGAGCAGAAGCAGCCGGACUGCCAGUGCCACAGAGAAAGAAGAUGCGUUUCAUAAACACCAUGUUCCGCCUAUGCCGUUUGUGAGCGAGAUAGGGACGGACCUUACUCGCAGCUCGCUGCGAUCCUCUAAUGACGGUGGAGCUGAGACGCCGACGAGACGUGAAGUUCGUGAGGUAAUACGUGGUUCCCCUCUCGAGCUGUCAUCUCCUGGUUCCUAUACACCUACACGAAACUCCUCCGAUCUCAAACGUGGAUUGGGUACCCACCACGGCAAUCUUUCGGAGCAUAAUCUGUCCGGACAUGAUCUCUCAUCUCGAAAGGAAGUGCCGAAGGAAGAUGAUUUCGACCACUCGCGCGAGGUUGAUGACAUUGACUUUGCGACACAUGGCUUUGCCGCCCUGACCGACCCUGAACGAGCUCGAGCAUAUGAGAGAAAUCUUCACCAGCAACAUCCCAUCAGAAGAGGACUCAGUCCGAUACAAAGCGUGGCCAGCUAUCAAACUACCGAGCCCAACCGCAAUUCUAUGAUGCAACCAAGAAGCUUAGAGUCUAUCAAUUCAUUGAAGAAGAGUCAGCAAUUGGACGAUCAAAUAUCGAUAUCCUCGUUGUCGUCUCCACCAAGCACCGAUCUUGCGCGAUCAAGGCGACCUCAUGGCAUCAGUUUGGAAAAUCGCAGUGAAAUUCUGAACCAACAUGGCGGAUCUGUUGAGACCACACCCCGACAGGCUGAUUCGGAUGUCUUUGAGGAACAACACCUGGAAAAUGAGAGCUAUCGCGACGCUCCCUAUAUUGACAAAGUCACUGCCGGACAACAAGUCGCGAAAGUGUCAGGCGCGUCUCCAGAAUACAUUGAGUCACCGAUAGGUGUUGAAUCAGCAGUCGCUUCGUUGAUCGAUCCUUCUGUUGUCGAUGUUGGCAACCAAUACUCGCCACGCUUGAGUCAAGCAGAUUCUAUUAGCGUUCGCGGGGUCGAGAGUCCUUACCAUUCUCAGCAUGGUAGCCCUCUCAAGCACGAGAUAUCCCAUCGAAGCCUCAAUAAGCGUGGCCAUGCUGGUGCAAUAGAAACAAUGGUUUCUCCUCCACAAAGUCCUGCACGUUCAGUCGAGUAUUAUGAUGAAACAGGGGCGAGCUCGGCUCGGACAGCCACCCAGCAACCAAGGAAUGCAGCUCCUGAUCAAGUUGAGCGCUCGCCUGAUUCAGAUAUCACCACGAAUCCUUCAAUCAUCCGUGGGCCCAUUGGUGGUCUUGCACAAGGCAGUACAGAUCAUUGGCCAUAUGAUCCGACACCCCCACGCUCACAUGCUGAGCUUGUGCUUCCGCCAGUCAGUCGAGACAUAGGCUCUGCUGGCGCCGACUUGGUCCCACAGCCUCUGUCAAUCGAGCGUGACCAUGACCUGGAUCCGAAAGUUGAUUUAUACAUGAAAGCGCCACCAAUGGCAACUCCUCCAGGGGCUAAAGAUGAGGGCUAUGAGACAGGAGCAAAUGCUCCAUCCCCCGGUCUGUAUUCCAAUGGUCCUGGAGGUGCAAAUGACACUUUUCCUUUGAAUUCCGCUCUUGAAGACGACCCUUUCACGACUCAACGAGACAAAUAUGUCAGUGGCCUGUCGCACGGCCUCUCCCCUAUGUAUGACAGUGCCAUGGGCCGUGGUCGCGACCACAUCCAGUCAAAGGAUAUUGUUGCUCUUAUGGACCAUUUGACAGUUCGUGAUGCUCAGCGAAAUGCAAGAGACACCGAGAUCUUGGUGACACUGGUUCGGAGCGCGGCUGAGAUGCGCAAUUCUUUUGAAGAUAUGAAGAAAUUUAUAGCUGAGCAGGACGAGAUGAUUCUGGACACGGCUGACAGGCAACACGAGCGGACGCAAAAGAUUGUCAGUGGACCUCGACCACAGCCCACGACGCCUCAUGCCACCAACUCGGCUGCAUCCGAGGAAGAAAUGCCUUCCAAGCGGCGGAAUGUCUUCCAGCGAGCUCUUCGGGGGUUGGGCGCCAAGAACACUCAAGAGUUGCAGAACAUUGAAACAAUGUUGAUGAGACUACUUGACGAGGUGGAAGCUCUUCGAACCAUGCAACCCACCACCAUCACUCAAACCCAGCCGAGAUCUACCAGUCUUGCCUCUGCUGAUAAUGCUCAGCCUCCUACAGAUACCGGGUACGAACCUGAAGGGCAAGCUGGGACUUCAUCGACUGGUGACCGAUCUGGAUUUUUCUCCAACAACUCUUCUCGCCAAGCAGAUUAUCGCAGCUACAGCUUACAUCGGGAUGCCGGUAAUCGUGUCAGCACAGUGAUGGAAGGUGAUGAAGAAUAUGACGACUACGCUGAUGGUCUCGGUGGAGCCGCUGCUGGCAAUGUGCAGACUGCAUCGCAGGCGACCCCAACAAGGAAUGAUGGGGUUCGACAAGUCAGAGGGGGUUCUGUACCGUUGAACACCCCUCCUCGCACGCAGAAUCAGAAUGUGGCUUCGUUAAGCAAUGAAAAUACACCUCACCAUUCGGUUGGUGACGGAUCUGGACGAAAGCACAAGUCAUUCACGUCAUCAUUCAUCCCCAAGAUGGUUUCACGCUGGUCUAAGACCACUGCCUCUACUGACAAUUACCGGACGAGCAAUCAACGAAUUCGUCCUUAUUCGGAAGUAUCUCACUCUGGGUCUAACCUGGGAGAGUACGACUACGAGCAUGAUCCUCAAGGCGACGACCGCAUUCGGUCGCAAGGUUCGUUCCAGCCAGAGCAAUAUCCGGAAGAGGAGAAUCGACCACCGUCGCCAUUGAUUCCGAGCCAGAUUUCAGACAACCCGAAAUACCAGGCUCACCGAAACAGCAUCAAUCUUCAACAUCCUCAGCCACGGCAAGGUCCAAGUGGUCGCUAUCAGUCUCGACUAGAGUCAGAAGCCCAGCUUUACACUGAUCAGUUGUCGCCGACUUCACAGACAUCGUCUCAUUGGGAGAAUCAUCACUCGGGACUGCACGAUCCAAACCAUGGGGCGGCGAUGUAUGGAGAUCAUCUCAGCCCGGUCUCUGAUACCACACGUUCUCAGGAACAUGGUUUGAGUCACGAUAACAGAAGCGUGGCAUCAUCUCAGGGACCGCCACGGCCGCCAAAGAUCUUGAGUGACGAGCCUUUGGUGCCUCAACGUCCGCCAAAGGUCUUGAUGAGUCCACCUCCGUCCAACAGACAGCAGACCUAUGUGGAUCACGUGGCUGCUGCCAGAGCUGGCAGCCCCGCCUUCGACAAGUCUCCUGUCGCAGCAUUAAGAUCUCCACAGAGUCAGGGGCGAAAGCCGUCCGGACCUAGACCGCUUACCACGACAGGUGGCUUGAAGGGCGAUCUGAAUGCUAUCAAGAGGACUCGCUUCAGAGGCAGUCCAAACCAGAUCGAUAGUGAGGAUGAAGCUGCAGCAGCAUACUAAUAUACUUCGGGAAAUGACUUGUGUGACAGAGUGAAAUUCUCAUGUCUGCGUGCUACAUCCAUGCAUAUGUCUUUAUCCACGGAAACAUGACGUGUGCCCACUGCUGGCGAGUGGAAAAGCUUCGGGUUAUUGGCGUUGGUGUCAAAGAUUGCGGCAUGAUUCUAUUCGGCUCGGUGGUUAGAUGAGGUUGCAAUCGAGUGGACAAAGUCCUCAGCUUUUACGACGUGGGACUUACUCUUAGCCGGCGUUAGAAUUGGACUGGGUCAAAAAAGAAUUAGGAGCUUGGAGCGCUGGUUUCGCCUCCCUUUUGGACCGUGUUGGCUGUGAAUGCGGGCGAAAAUACUGAAUAAUACUUUCAUCGGCGCACCGUUACGGUGGACAUCCUCGUUUGGUCGCCGUUGUUAAUGAGGCAAACUUCUCCCCUAAAUCAACAGCGUUACUGCAUUGCGAAGC
Messenger RNA from Exophiala xenobiotica, 5922 nucleotides. RefSeq lists its product as uncharacterized. The record is from RefSeq and is a predicted model, not a curated record. Gene Ontology annotation, biological process: carbohydrate metabolic process. The transcript has 2 exons. Lineage: Eukaryota; Fungi; Ascomycota; Eurotiomycetes; Chaetothyriales; Herpotrichiellaceae. The coding region runs from base 550 to 5469 and encodes 1639 amino acids.